AUGGCUUCUAGCUCAAGUAAAGGGUUUUAUUUGCGAGGAGGUUUUCAAAGAUACUUAUCAACUUACCAAGGAAAGAAUCACUAUCCGAUUCCUCGUCAGCAAACUCCAUAUGCUUUUGCAAAAGUCGCCGAAUAUAUCGAAAAAGACUUAUCUAAAGCUGAAAGUCUUUAUCGCCAAGCAAUCGAAAUCGGAGAACGCCCAGAAAGUGCUUUAAAGGACUUAGCUGGAGUUUUACACCAGCAAGGCAAAACUGAAGAAGCUUGUGAGCUAUUAAUAAACAACAAGCACCUCUUUGUUGCUGAUUUAACGAGAUACGAAAAUUUGUUACGCAACUUGCAAAAACAAAUUUUCCCAUCACAAAACUCUUAUAAUAAAUCAGUGAAAAUCUCAGGCUUAGGGCCAAUGGCUGACGAGCUAACAAUUCGUUCAAUGUUUUCUAACCCUUCAAGAAUCCUUCAUAUAGAAAUAUAUUCAGAACCAAAUUCAGAUGGGAAAAGCAAAUAUGGGAUAAUUAGAUUUGCAAGUCACUCAGCGGCAAGAAAAACACUUGAAGGGUUUGGCAAGCAUUAUUAUAAGCUUGAAUGGGUAGCUCUUGAUGGAGAAAUCACAGGCGAAGUCAGCUUUGAGGGAACUCCUGAGCAGGAAUUUUCAUUAUUCAGUUCGGGAAAAGAGAAAAAGAUGCCUGGAGUAUUUGACUAUUAUACGUAUUUCGCAGAGACAAAAGUUGAACAAAAUUUUGAAGACAAGGUCGAUGAAAUUUUGGAGAACUCGCUGUUGAGCUAUGUGAGGUCGAAAUGCGAGCUCAAGGCAUCAGCUAAUCCUUUUGAGCCUGAUAAUUAG
Molecule: messenger RNA, 840 nt
Organism: Blepharisma stoltei
Lineage: Eukaryota; Ciliophora; Heterotrichea; Heterotrichida; Blepharismidae
Source: the annotation of a GenBank genome assembly